This is a messenger RNA of Liolophura sinensis, 1019 nucleotides long. Its product is annotated as proteasome subunit beta type-4-like. The record is from RefSeq and is a predicted model, not a curated record. Lineage: Eukaryota; Metazoa; Mollusca; Polyplacophora; Chitonida; Chitonidae. The transcript is spliced from 7 exons. Gene Ontology annotation, cellular component: cytoplasm; proteasome core complex. The coding region runs from base 13 to 786 and encodes 257 amino acids.
CAGCAGAAGAAAAUGGCGACGAAUGGCAUGAUUCAGGAUAGUUUCUGGAGUUGUGGCCCGAAACCAGGGGCCUUCUACAGUUGUCCAGGGUCUACAACGGCUCCAAAGCAUGAGGCAAGGAAAAGGACACUAUAUCCCAGCGUGACAGGUACCUCUGUCCUAGGUAUAACAUUUAAGGGUGGAGUCAUGAUCGCUGCAGAUAUGCUGGGGUCAUACGGCUCGCUGGCACGGUACAGAGACUGUUCCCGAGUCAUGAAAGUCAACGACACUACGGUCCUCGGGGCAGGUGGUGACUAUGCUGAUUAUCAGUACAUCAAGAGUGUCAUAGAACAGAGAGUUAUAGACGAGGAAUGUUUGGAUGAUGGUUUCACUUACACCCCAGCCACGCUCUUCUCCUGGUUAACCAGGGUCAUGUACUCCAGGAGAUCAAACUUCAACCCUCUCUGGAAUUCCCUGGUGGUUGCUGGUCUAGAGGAUAAAAAACCUUUUCUAGGCUACAUUGAUAAAAUCGGCACAGCUUACGAGGCAGACACAGUGGCCACAGGUUAUGGAGCCUACAUAGCCCAGCCGUUGUUACGAGAAGCCCAAAGUAAGACGCCUCAGAUGACACAGGAUCAAGCAUCUCAACUCCUUGACAGAUGCCUGAAAGUUUUAUACUACAGGGAUGCAAGGUCCUUAAAUAAGUAUCAAGUAGCCAUAGUGACAAAGGAUGGUGUGGAGAUCAAAGGGCCACUGUCAUCUGAUGCCAACUGGGAAAUAGCUCACCUGGUCAGUGGUUUUGAGUGAAGUCAUUGGGAUCUAACAGAACAGCAAUCAUCAUUGUUUUAGCCACCCGGAAAUUCUUCAUGGCUGUCAAGAAAGGAUGUUUCAUUUGUUGGUAUGAUCGGACCAGUAUAGCUGCAAGGCAUGGUUGGUGUCUUGGAGUCUUUGUUGACAGCUCUAACUUAUGUCAUACAUGUAUGACCAUACUCGUUCUGCUUUCCUACUCGCCAUUGAUAAAGAAUAAAACACAUCUUAAU